This is a messenger RNA of Menidia menidia (Atlantic silverside), 3613 nucleotides long. NCBI's taxonomy places the organism in Eukaryota, Metazoa, Chordata, Actinopteri, Atheriniformes, Atherinopsidae. The record is from the annotation of a GenBank genome assembly.
GGAUUUUCUUGACAGUCACACGUUUUCUGCCAUGUUCGACUUUUAUCCUGAAGUGUUCAAACCGGAAGUAAAGCUCGUGUCUUGACGGCUUCACGCAGGCCGUGUUUUCCUUAUUAUGAGCGUGGAUGGGAGUCGGAUAAUCGAUUCCCUUGUUUGCUUUAGCAUCACGAGAUGCCGUUACUGGAAACACUGAAGAAAAGCUCUACCUCGCGUUGACACCUGAGAUUUAAAACCGGAGAAAAAAAAAACGACCGUUAGAUUUCCACGAAGACAGAGAGACGAAGCCCCCUUUCCCUCCCACUCUGGAAGUUCUUUCUUUGUCUCCGGCGGUUUUUGUUUUUGUUUAUAUCGCGUCAGCAUGGAUAUGUACGGGUACAGUGGGGUCUUCUUGGCGAAACGGUUCCUGGACCACGCUGCCUUUGAGGUCAUUAACAUGUCUGACAUUAACAAAGCGAGCCCUCACGGCUGUGAUAACGGAGCUCUGACGGACAGGUUCGGGGUUCUGAUUCAGGGACUUCUGGCUAUCGUCGCCUUCAGCACGCUAAUGUUGAAGAGGUUCCGAGAGCCAAUAGGAAUCAGGCGACCGUGGAGGAUCUGGUUUUUUGACACGUCCAAACAGGCCAUUGGUGCUUUAUUCAUCCACUUCGCCAACGUCUUCCUAUCCACACUCACCAAGGAGGACCCAUGCUCUCUAUAUCUGAUGAAUUUCCUGUUGGAUGCCACUCUGGGGAUGCUUGUCAUCUGGCUUGCAGUGAUGUUGGUGUCCAAACUGGUGGAGUACAAGCAAUGGACUCUGCUCAUGUUUGGAGAAUACGGUGACCCACCCCAGGCAGCAGCGUGGCUGGGCCAGGGGGGCAUCUACCUGCUCAUCAUGGUGCUGGAAAAAGGAGUGGUCAGCCUGGUGCUGCUCAUUCCCGGAUGGUCCAAACUGCAGGAGGUGUUGCUCAGUUACAUCGCUAACCCUCAGCUGGAGCUGGCACUUGUCAUGCUCAUCGUGCCCUUCAUAGUGAAUUCCAUCAUGUUCUGGGUGGUGGACAGCCUGACGAUGAGGAAGUACAAGACGACGAAGAGCCUGGAGGACGGCGCGUUAGAGAAGGCCGAAUCUCUGCCGGGGGUGGACAGCGAGGAGUCACGGGUCCUGUUGGCGAAUGAGAUGGAUACGGAGGAGGCCUCAGAAGGGGAGGAGGAUCCAAACAUUGUUGGACCAGUCUAUGCGCAGUGUUCAGGCAGACCUCUGAGACCGAGUUGGGUGGUGGUAUAAACCCAGGGGACCUGACUUCCUAACGGUCCGUCUGCUAUACACACAUCUGAUAAAAGUCUGUCUUGCAUGUUCUUUUUCUGACACCUCACAGUCUUCUGUUAGAUGACUAUUACAAUACGAUGCACUCACUAUUUAUCCAGCUGCUUUUACAGUCAGUUUUGUUUUGUUUACAACAGGCUGCUAUUAAGGGUCUAGUGACACAAUAGUUGUUGUAAAGGGGAUGGAAAAAUAACUUAACUGGCCAUUAUUAAUUAUAUGUUUAAACUAUUACCUUCACAAGUGUUAAAUGAAAAGUAAUCCACAGCUCAAUGGAGCCUUUUGGGGUUAGAAAAGAACAUUACAUACACAGUGGGAGGAUGGGUGGUAAUGUUGUCAGAACAAGCAGAACAUUACCGAUUAAUGUCUGUCAUUUAUCUGAGUAAAAGUUUAAAAAAACCUCGAAACACUUUGGAAAAUCGCUUUACAUUUUAUUUUUACCACUAAUUCUGUUGGGAUUUGCUUUAUGCGUGACCCAGUAGGGCGGCGCCCUUACAUGAACUCGUUGGCGAAUAGUUAGCGUAAAAACAGAAAAGCGUUAACGUGAAAGCAGCUGGCAGACGAGGUCAGAUUUGUCCUCUGAUGUUUCUCAGGGAAAGCAUCCUCCAAGCCAGUGAAAGCGAUAACCUUAAAGUUUUGUUUGGACAUAAAAACAUGUGUUUGUCUUACACCAGUGAAAGGAUGCAGCUUAAUUUUAAAUGUUCAGCUUCUAACAUUAUUUGGCGUGGAAAGUAUUUUCUAACAGGGUCUAUGAACCAAUAUAUGAAUAUUUGGUUUUGUUUGCAUCUGAAAAAGCCAAAAUUCCAAAUCCUUACAAUAUCACACUGGGCUUUAAUUAUUUGGUGUAUUUUAUGUAAAAUUUAGCAGGCACAAUAAAUACAUGAAUCUAUGGGAUUAGUAAGCCAGUAGAACACUUUUUAUUUUUUGUAGUUUUCACUUUAUCACAUAUUUCUUACCGUCAUCUUCAGUUGUUUUUUUUUUUGGAAUGCACCACUCCCGCUUCCUUCUUAUAGCUGAUCUUCUGCAGUCUGCCCUUUCGUAGAAUACAAUUGAAUUUCCAGUAAAUUGUUAAAACUGAUUUAAGGGCUGUCAAAGGGCUGUGCAGGGAGUCAAGACUUCUAGCUGCACACAAUGCCAGUUGUAACCACACAAAUCUGCUUAUGAAAAAACAAAAACAAAGAAGAAGUGCUCUAUAGUUUGUGUUGUUAAAUGUUGUUUUCAUGUGAUGAAACACCAGUCAACGCCUGGCUAUGGAAUUAAAAAUAGAUCUGGUGCAUUGAUGGCCCUAAAUGUUGCACAUGUGAGCUUUAACACUUGAAGCGUGAAAUGGACUAAUAGAUGAUCAUUUUAUGCUGAAUGAGGGAGAUUUUCAAAUUUAUUUAAACAUUUUUUUUUUUUGUGGCCAACGAUUAUAUAGAAAUAUAAUGAAUUUUUGUAGAACUUGAGAAUAAAAAUAGUAAUGACAAAACAUAAAAGAACGAUUUAUAUGAAGAUUUAUUGUUUUUAAUUUUUUUUGUUAGUUAUUUUGUAUAGAUGACGUAUACGCUUACUUUUUUCUUUAUUUUUCCAUUUAUUGAAUUUGAUCAAUUUGGUCUUUGUUAUAACCUGUAACCUUUGCUUUUAGCCAAUAAGUUUUUAGCUUUAGUCAUCUGCCUUUUGACAUUUGAAAAUACUAUAAGAAAUAAAGAAAAUUCUAAAAUACAAAGUAAUGAGCAAUAUCUAAACACAUUGAGCUAUUGAUGAAAAUACAUCAAAUUCUUUUAUGUUUUGUCAUUUGUCUUUAAACCCCCCCAUUUACUAAUUUAUUGCUGCUCAAUUUUCCUGUUUAUUUCCUUCUUUUUUAGAGAUGUAUUGUUCUUUGUGGCACAUGUGACAUUCCAUAUAAGGCCUUGAUAAGUGUUUACUCUUUUUUCUUGAGGCACAUUUUUAUUUAUUGUUUAUAAUUUGUAUUUAUUUUUCCUUUAUAUAUUAUGGACUAAUUCUGUUGGAUUUAGAUAUUUAGUCAGUUAAGAGAAUAUGAAGAUUUUGAGACUUUUGAAUCACCAAUCUAUAGGAUACUAACUGGUUCUGAGGUUAUAGCAGGUGAUUGAUGCUGAAUGCAGAUUUUUUCCCUGUGUAAAUAUUCAUACCUGAUUUAAAACGGUCUGCCGAUAUCUUCAAAGUACUAUCCGUAUUUGAAUAUUGCCUGUGUAUUUUUGACAACAUGGAUGACACGGCACAUCCUAAGGUUACAUUGACGGGCCUUAAACUGCCACGGUGCUUCUUUCCGAAUGUAUAUCUUUACUUUAUACUUGAAUAAAGAUGAUUGACAUAUGA